Messenger RNA from Paraphaeosphaeria sporulosa, 1912 nucleotides. RefSeq names its product glycoside hydrolase family 43 protein. Lineage: Eukaryota; Fungi; Ascomycota; Dothideomycetes; Pleosporales; Didymosphaeriaceae. Gene Ontology annotation, biological process: carbohydrate metabolic process. Bases 397 to 1860 code for a protein of 487 amino acids. The transcript is spliced from 3 exons. Gene Ontology annotation, molecular function: hydrolase activity, hydrolyzing O-glycosyl compounds. The record is from RefSeq and is a predicted model, not a curated record.
ACAGUUGGGUUUUUGCACUCGAACAUGUCGCCCCUAAACAAUGGCUUAGCUACAGCUCAAUUUAUGGAUCCAUACACAAAGACGUGCACAAUGUAAGCCGCAUCUGCCCGGCCAUCCUCAGGACGCAAAAUUAGCGCAGAACACCGAAGCCCUGUGUCGCUACAGCACACGGUCAAUUUCUCCGCGCCCAGCACCGAGAAUCCAGAAAUGUUCCCGAACCUGGAGAAACGUGAUGAUCGCCGCUCGCCCCAAGAUGCGGAGCCCCGCGCUGUUCCUGGAUUCGGGGUAAUUGCCCCCGGAACCGUCUUGGCUUCUCAUAUAUUAAAACCGCAAUGACAGGAUUGAAAAGGUACCUCGUGCCAUUGAGAAGGCACAUCGCCCACGAGUAACUUCUUAAUGUAUAUUCCAAGGCUGUCGAGCCAGCUGUUGCUGGCCGCUGGGCUGGCGAGCGCGAAAUGGAUCGUUCCUGGCGCACGAUGGAGAGAUACAGCUGGGAACCUGGUCAAUGCACAUGCUGGGUGCGUGACGGUAGAUGAGGAGUCGGGCAAGUUCUUCUUGUUUGGCGAGUACAAGGUGCAGGGACAGGUCGAGGGCGGCGGAGUUGCAGUCUACAGCUCGGACGAUCUGGCGACUUGGGAAUCGCAUGGGUUCGCAUUGAAGCCCGUUGAAGGACAUCCAUACCUCGACCCGAAAAUGAUCAUCCAGAGACCAAAGGUCGUCUACAGCGAUGCCACAGAGAAAUACCACAUGUUCUGGCACGCCGACAACUCCACCUACGGGCUGCUCCUUCAAGGUUUUGCCCAAGCAGAUAACAUCACCGGACCCUACAGUUUCGUCGACGCCACUUCCCCCCUCGGCAACUGGUCCCAAGACUUCGGCGUCUUCACAGACUACAAGGACGGCCGCUCCUACGCGCUCUACUCCAACGGCGACCGCAAAGAAGCCCGUGACGUCUACCUCACCUCGUAUAACUCCAACAAAACCGCCCUCGACACCGUCGUCCACCGCUUCGACAAGUACGACCUCGAGGCCCCCACCAUCAUCCAGACAGAGUCGUCCUACUUUGCCCUCAUGUCCCACAAAACUGGCUACCGCCCUAACAACGUCGUCGCGUUCCGCGCGGACAAGCUGUCCGGCCCCUGGUCCCAGCCCUUCAUCGUCGCCCCGCUCAACACCCGGACGUACAACUCGCAGUCCGGCUUCGCGCUGCGCAUCAAGGGCCGCAAGCGCACCACGCACCUCUACCUCGGCGACCAGUGGGACUCCAACUCUCUCUGGGAAUCGCGCUACAUCUGGCUGCCCGUCGCCAUCGAUGAGCGCAAGAAGUCGCUAAGCGUCGAGUGGCACGAUAUCUACGACUUGGACGUCAAGACGGGCGAGUACCGCGCGAUCCAGGGGACCACGUACCAGGGAGCUGCCGCGAGUACGGCGGGCGCGGCGUGGAAGCAGGAGGCGGCGUUCGCCGACACGGGGUCCAUACUGACGGGCAUCUACGGCAACGACUCGACCGUCACGUUCUCCAACGUGCAGGGCGCCGGCGCGAAGGACGGCCAGUGGGUCAGCUUCUACUACCAGAACACGGACGACAUGGGCUUUGGCGACCAGCCGGGAGGGUCGCCGGACCGCAUCGGGGGUGCGUGGCAGCUGCGCAGGAUAUCUAGCGUCGUGGUCAACGGGGAUACCCAGAAAGUGGAGACGCUGUUCCAGCGGGACACGCACAAGGGCAUUGUGCUGAGCACGCCGUUGAAGCUGAAGCUGCGGAAGGGGAAGAAUGAGAUUCGGAUUGGGGGCUUGAGCAACGGGUUUGAUGUGCGGGGCGCCGAUAUUGAGAAGAUUGUGGUGUAUCCGCCGGAGGGGUAGAUGGGUGACGCCAGCGCAGUGUAGUCUAGACGGUGUAAUGAAGUUUGUACCG